AUGGUCUCUUUCGACGUGGUAUCUUUGUUUACCAAUGUACCCGUUGAAGCAGCAUGUGAUGUCGCCCUCCAGCGCCUGGAGGCCGACGCUAGCUUACCCGACCGUACCGAUCUUUCUCCUACCCAGGUCACUGAACUUCUUCGUUUCGUGUUGAAGUCCACGUAUUUCAUGUACGAUGGACGCUUCUAUGAACAGCAAGAAGGCGCGGCCAUGGGUAGCCCUGUUUCUGCUGUUAUUGCUAACCUUUACAUGGAAUCCUUUGAGGAGGAUGCGCUUCACGCUUGCCCACCCGAAUUCAGUCCGAGAAUUUGGAAGCGCUAUGUUGAUGAUACUUUCAUUGUUACCGACAGGUCUACAACCGAUUGCCUAUUGAAUUACGUGAACGCGCAGCAACCGUCUAUCCGUUUCACUAUGGAGAGAGAAGACAAUAACCGCAUUGCCUUCCUUGACACUCUUGUACACCGGGAUGAUGAGGGCCGCCUCACCACUACAGUGUACAGAAAGCCUACGCAUACAGAUCAAUAUUUAGCGUACGAUUCGCAUCACCCCCAGUCCGUCAAACGCGGGGUAGUCAAAUGCCUUUAUGACCGAGCAUCACGCAUUGUAUCGAAACCACAAUGCACCGCCGCUGAGAAGCAACGCAUUGCUUCUGCACUCGUUUCCAAUGGUUACCCGCGCUCCUUUCUCAACCGUGUAACUAAGAGAAAGAACGUCGCUGAAGAAGACAUUGUGCGCUGCAAGUCUACCGUCGUACUUCCGUUUGUCGAUUCUAUUUCCCGCCAACUACGCCGGCACUUAGAGAAGUACAGCAUACGCGCGGUUUUCAAGUCCGACACUACUAUCCGUAAACAGUUAGUGCGCCCCAAAGACCCCGCGCUGCCCGGCAGACUCGAUGGCGUUGUUUACAAGAUACCAUGUGGGGCUUGUGACAAGGUUUACAUCGGGGAAACGGGCAGACCCGUUAACGAGCGAAUGCUAGAACAUCGCAGAGAUGUCAAGCACCGACGCAUAGAUAGUUCGGCAGUUGCAGAGCAUGCUUGGAAUGCAGAUCACCCUCCCAAUUGGGACGAGGUUAGCUGUAUAGCGCGGGAUAAGCACUGGUACACACGGCGUGUUAAAGAGGCUAUCCAAAUUCGUCUUCAUCCCAAUAAUGUGAACAGGGAUAACGGCAUUGACAUCCCUGAAGAAUGGCUUCCGACCAUUCGCCGACAUGCGCCCCCUACGACCGCCCGUAGUUCACCGGUUGACCGCCCUCCGACGUCCGCAUCCAACCCCAUUAGUUUUUGCACAGCUACCGCGGUUCACUCCUCGACGUCCGCAAAUUGCCCGCUUUCUACGCCGACUGCAGCCGACGGGUUUUCCCCGACGUCCGCAAGCCCCACGGCGAUCGCACCGUCCGCGGCUUCUGAUUGGUCGGUUGCGCCGACCAAUCACACCACGGCGGUUCCGGCACCGACGGCCCGUAGCCUACGGUAUAAAAGGCGCGCGCAGCGAGUGUCCACUUCAUUGCCUGACGAAGACUAG
Molecule: messenger RNA, 1524 nt
Organism: Lytechinus variegatus (green sea urchin)
Lineage: Eukaryota; Metazoa; Echinodermata; Echinoidea; Temnopleuroida; Toxopneustidae
Exons: 1
Coding region: 1-1524 (507 amino acids)
Source: RefSeq, a predicted model, not a curated record